Messenger RNA from Oppiella nova, 965 nucleotides. The record is from the annotation of a GenBank genome assembly. NCBI's taxonomy places the organism in Eukaryota, Metazoa, Arthropoda, Arachnida, Sarcoptiformes, Oppiidae.
UACUCUUUUGAUACGACAUUACAGUCUAUUAGUAGAUAAUAAUGAGAAGUCUAUUGUUUGCUCUGUUUUUUGCUGUCACUAUCUAUUCGACAGAAUGCUCGCCCCUGAAGGGACAGGUGUCGGACAUACCGGACAUCAUAAAGACCGCUGAGAUGCUGAUCGAGAGGGCCGGACAGUUAGUCGACGAACUCAAGGCUAAGGGCAGGGCUACUGAGGCUAAGGCGUUGGCACUGCUAGAGGACGCUGCCAUCGACGCCCUUCAGAAGGUGAAGGACUACCACCCGAUAACUGAGCUUGAUAAGUUGGUACAAAAGGGACUGGUAGACACUCUUAAGUUUGCCGAGGAUAAACUGGAUAAGUUUAUUCAGGACCUCGAGAAACCCCCGGUGCUCAAUGGUAUGGCCACGUUGUCCAAAGAGGAACUCCUACUGAAAUUGGCGGAACUCCUACUCAACUCCAAGACUGUUCAGGACUUUUUGAAAAAGGAAGGCAAACCAUUGUUGGCCAAGGGGCUCGAGGCACUGGACGUCGUUCUCCACGACCUGGACACCAAGGUCCACAAUGCCAACCCCAAGACCGAAGUGGGAAAGUUAGCUCUGAAAGGGUUGGAGGAACUCAUAGCUAAAGCCGAGAAGGACUUGGAGGCAGAGAUCAAGAAGAUCGAGGACGAGAUACACAAAGUCCCGCCAAUGGCUAACACCGGGGACAUCGCCGACAUCCUCAAGACCGGGGAGAUGUUGAUCGAGAGGGCCAAGCAGUUGGUCGCUGAGCUCGAGGCUAAGGGUAGGGGUCUGGAGGCUAAGGGGUUGGCACUGCUAGAGGACGCCGCCAUAGACGCCCUUCAAAAGGUCAAGGAGUAUGAGCCCAAAACUGCCAUUGGUAAAAUUAUCCAGGAACAUUUGGUUAACGAUUUAAAGUGGGCUGAAAAUAAGCUAGAUGCACUUAUUCAGAAAUUAUCGCAGUAA